AUGCAAGGCGAUGAUAGCCGCGGCAUCUACAGCAUCCGCAGUGCUGACAGCGGUGCGAACCUGCGGGACAGAGGGCUGCCCCCUAAAGCUGCAGCGCCAGCUGGUCGUGUGCUGCGCAAGUCACUCUCAGAGCGAAGCAUUUCAACCACCAGCGACUCUGCUUUUGAAACAGACCUCGAUGCUGCUGCUGCCACCGCCGCCAGUGUUCCUGGGAUGGAAACACUGAGACAGGAAAGCCUACCCCUGGACCCCAGGCGUGGAAGGGGUUUGACAGAGCCAGGAAUAGGAGGGGGGAAGGGUGACGGGCGGGCGGAUUGGGAUGAGGACGGGGGGAGGAGAAGAGGGGGAAUAGGGGCGUCUGGGGGGGGGCUUCCGCCUGUUGGGGGGGGAGCUUCCCCUGGUCUUCCCCCUGGCCUUCCCCCCCUUGCUGGGGGCGCUUCUCCUGGUCUUCCGCCCGUUUUUCCUGGUAGGAGCUCUUCUGUGGCUAGCGAGGAGUCUUAUGACGGGGAUGAGAGAGUGAGGGGGAACAGGAGGCGGUCGUUUACAGAGGAGGAGAGGGAGAGGGGUGGAGGUGGAAGGGGAGGGGAGAGAGGAGAGAGGGCGGAGAGGGGGGGAAGGCUGCCUAGGCAAGCGAGUGAGGGAGGUGCUAUGCUGAGAAGGUAUGAAGAGGAGGAGGCGGAAGAGAGGAGACAUAGGAUGAGCCGGCAAAGCAGUUUUGAGAAACGGGAGAGGGAGGAGGGGAGGGGUGAGAGGAAGGUUCGGGGAGAGAGGGAUGAUGGAAGAGUGGAGCGUAGGGGGGAAAGGGACGAAGUGAAAGGGGCUAGAAUCCCGCGUGUGCCCCGUCAAUCGAGUGUAGAUGGCAGUGGGGGCGCGGAGAGGGAGAGGGAUGAAAGGCGGGGGGAUAGAAUCCCGCGUGUCCCUCGACAAGGGAGUGUAGAUGGUGGGCGGCCGGACAGGGAUAGGGAGGAGAGGCGGGGAGGGGAUAGGAUUCCGCGGGUUCCCAGGCAGGGUAGUGUGGAUGGUGGGGGAUGGGAGAGAGAGAGGGAGGAGAGGAGAGGGGGGGCUGUGGAGAGGAAAUACGUGGGGCAGGGGCAGGGGCAGUCACACCCUUCUCACUCCCCUCUGGCGCGAUCGCAAUCGCAGUCGCUGCAGCAGUAUCACCUGCAGCAGCAGCCGCACCGGGCGCCCUUACCGAGACGUGCUUCUGUUGAGAGUGACCCUCAUUCCCCUCACCGCUCCUCUGGGAGUGUCGGGAGUCCGCAUAGCCCUGGCGCAUCUGCUUCUGCUGGUGGUGGUGGUGGUGCUGGUGGUGGUGGUGGGGGUGCUGCUGGUGCGGGCAGCGCAGGUGCAGACAAGAAAAUUUCCCGCCUCUCCUCGCUUUCCGCAGAGGACCUGAACGCGUUGGGGGCAGUGGAGGGGGACGCAGCAUGCACAGUGGAGGAAAUCCAGUCCUCCUUUUUCAAGUCCAGCAAGAAGGGCGGGCUGCUAGGGUUUGCUAAAAGGGGCCUGGCUCAGAUGAAAAGAGGGUUCUUUGGGAGUGGGGGCGGGAGCGUGCUUGGGCGGGAGUUUGGGCGGCUGGACAAGAAGUAUAUGAUGAGUGAGAAGGAGCUUGGGGCGGGGCAGUUUGGAGUGACGCGCGUAGUGCAGUGCAAGCAGACCGGGCGGCAGCUGGCCUGCAAGUCGAUCAAUAAGGGCGACCUGAAGAGCAAGGCGGAUGUGGAUGCAGUGAAGAGGGAGGUGAUGGUGCAUGAGGUGCUGGGCGGGCAUGCCAACGUGGCAAAGCUGGAAGAUGUGUUCGAGGACGAGGAGGCGGUGCAUCUGGUGAUGGAGCUGUGCCAUGGGGGUGAGCUGUUCGAUCGCAUCAAGGAGAGACGGCGCCUGGACGAGAGGGACGCUCAGGGCAUCAUGCAGCAGGUGCUGUCUGUGCUAGCACACUGCCACCAGCACGGCAUCGUGCAUCGCGACAUCAAGCCCGAAAACAUUCUCCUCAAGUCACAGCAGUCCCUCUCUGACUGCCGGGUCAUCGAUUUCGGCAUCGCUGCCAUCGUGAAACCAGGCGCCAAGCCCCUGACGGAGUUCAUGGGAUCACCAUACUACGUGGCACCAGAGGUGGUGGAGGGCAGCUACUCCUUCCCUGCUGACAUCUGGAGCGCGGGGGUCGUGCUCUAUGUCAUGCUGGCGGGAGUGCCGCCGUUUUGGGCGCGCACCGAAGCCGGAGUGAUCAAAGCUAUAAAGGAAGCCAAGGCGAGCUACAGAGGGGACGCGUGGCGCGGCGUGAGCGCGGAGGCAGUGGAUCUGUUAAAGAAGAUGCUUGUGAGGGAUACUAAAAAGAGGCUCACGGCACAAGGGGCUCUUGGAGCCUCGGGCAUCUGUCCCGCCAACCUUUUCGCUGUAGUUCCGUCCUGUCCCCUCGCUACUGUCACAAUGGUGAAGUUCCUGAAGCCGAACAAGGUGGUGGUGGUGCUGCAGGGCCGCUAUGCCGGCCGCAAGGCAGUGAUCGUUAAGAACUUCGACGACGGCGUUUCCGGCCGGCAGUACGGCCACGCGCUCGUUGCCGGGAUCUCCAAGUAUCCCCGCAAGGUCACAAAGAAGCUCACGCCCAAGACCCUCGCGAAGCGCUCGCAAGUGAAGGCGUUCAUCAAGCUUGUUAACUAUAACCACCUCAUGCCCACUAGGUACCAGCUGGACGUGGACCUCAAGAGCACGGUGACGGCUGACAAGCUUGAGAGCUCGGCCAAGCGGGUGGAGACCAAGAAGCUGUGCCAUAUCCCCUCCCCUGCUUCCCCCAACUCUGAUUUCCUCCCCGUUCUGUUUUUCCAUGUUCUCUUCCCUUCUCUUUGUCCCUGCUCAUAA
Molecule: messenger RNA, 2853 nt
Organism: Closterium sp. NIES-65
Lineage: Eukaryota; Viridiplantae; Streptophyta; Zygnematophyceae; Desmidiales; Closteriaceae
Source: the annotation of a GenBank genome assembly